AUGGCACACGAUAUUUCCAUUAUCAAUACUGCUGGUCCUAAUGGACAUCAAGCUGUUGCCCUGAGAACUGAGGCCGACCGAUGCAUCUUCUACAGAUGUAGAUUUGAAGGAUAUCAGGAUACACUUUACGUCAAAAGAUACAGGCAGUUCUAUCGCGAAUGCGACAUCUUUGGAACUGUAGAUUUCAUAUUCGGACAAUCAACUACCAUUCUUCAAAACUGCAAUAUCUACGACAGAAAACCGAAUCGAGGACAAAGUAUAACGAUAACUGCAGAUGGAAGAUAUGGUUCAGAGAAGAAAACCGGAAUAGUCUUGCACAAUUGUAGCAUUUUAGCAACCAAAGAACUCGACCGGGCGAAGAAGAAUUUCUCCUCUUAUUUUGGCCGCCCAUGGAGGUCUUACUCGACCACCGUGGUGAUGCAAUCACUUAUUGGCGAUUUUAUUUCUCGCGAAGGAUGGUCGCCAUGGAGUAAAGAUGAUAACAAGACUUUAUCCACAUUGACCUAUAUAGAAUACAAAAAUAGAGGACCGGGUGCCAAGACGAAAGAAAGAGUAAAAUGGGAGGGGUUCAAAGUAUACAACAACUCUAAAGAUGUCCUCAAAUAUACGGUUAGGAAUUUUCUUAAAGGGACUGAAUGGGUUCCCUCCACCGGAGUCCCAUUUACCGCUGAUUUAGUGUAA
Molecule: messenger RNA, 681 nt
Organism: Papaver somniferum (opium poppy)
Lineage: Eukaryota; Viridiplantae; Streptophyta; Magnoliopsida; Ranunculales; Papaveraceae
Product: pectinesterase 2-like
Exons: 1
Coding region: 1-681 (226 amino acids)
Biological process (GO): cell wall modification
Molecular function (GO): pectinesterase inhibitor activity; pectinesterase activity
Source: RefSeq, a predicted model, not a curated record